UUUAGGUUUUUCAGAGGACGAGCAAAGUUGAAGAGAAAGGCAAUGGGUUUUAUGAACCAUCAUGAUCAUCAGACAGCGAGUCAUGAAGGAAUAAAGACCGUUGGGGUGGUGGAUAAGCUGUGCGACUUCUCAAGCAACUCGGAUCUCUGCAUUUGCAUUGUCACUUGGAACAUGAAUGGACAGGUCUCUUACGAAGAUCUAGCAGAACUCGUCGGGAGCAGCCGAAAAUUUGAUCUUCUCGUUGUUGGGUUGCAGGAGGUUCCACGAGACAACAUUUUACAGCUAUUACAGGCGGCUCUAGCAGAAACCCACAUUGUGUUAGGGAAAGCAAUAAUGCAAUCUCUGCAGCUGUAUGUUUUUGGACCAAAGAACUCAGGCUCGUUAGUCAAAGAAUUGCAGGUAGAUAAGCAUUCCGUUGGAGGCUUUGGAGGAUUAAUUAGGAGAAAGAAAGGGGCCGUGGCUAUCCGCAUCAACUACAAAGGCAUCCGAAUGGAGUUCAUAUCAUGCCAUCUCUCUGCUCAUGCUAGUAAAGUAGAAGAGCGAAAUUGGCAGUGCAAACACAUAUCACACUCCCUCUUUUCCAAGAAUUGGAACCCUUAUGCCAAGCCUACUCAUAUCACUGUAUGGUUGGGAGAUCUUAAUUAUAGGAUACAGGGGAUCGAUACACAUCCAGCGCGAUAUUUAAUACAAAAAGAUCAUCACAGAAUGCUGACCAGGAAAGAUCAACUCUUACAAGAGGCUGAAAGAGGACGUAUCUUCAAUGGGUACUGCGAGGGGAGAUUGACAUUCAAACCGACAUAUAAAUAUGAUGUUGGAAGUAGCAAAUACGAUACUAGUUACAAGGUAAGAGUUCCAGCAUGGACAGAUCGAAUCUUGUUCAAGAUAGAAGACGUCGAGAAAAUCAACGCGACUCUACGUUCUUAUGAAUCAAUGGAUGGUAUAUACAGUUCGGAUCAUAAGCCAGUGAAAGCUCAUCUCUGUUUAAAACUUGAAAAAUUGUUACCACUGUAAAAAAAUUGUACACAAAUCUCUCUCUCUC
Messenger RNA from Alnus glutinosa, 1039 nucleotides. Its product is annotated as type IV inositol polyphosphate 5-phosphatase 11. NCBI's taxonomy places the organism in Eukaryota, Viridiplantae, Streptophyta, Magnoliopsida, Fagales, Betulaceae. The transcript is spliced from 7 exons. The record is from RefSeq and is a predicted model, not a curated record. Gene Ontology annotation, biological process: response to auxin; response to abscisic acid; response to salt stress. Gene Ontology annotation, molecular function: phosphatidylinositol-3,5-bisphosphate 5-phosphatase activity; phosphatidylinositol-3,4,5-trisphosphate 5-phosphatase activity. Gene Ontology annotation, cellular component: plasma membrane. Bases 43 to 1011 code for a protein of 322 amino acids.